AUAAAUAUCACAGUAGGAAGAUGAAACCAGGCUCAGUCGGCUUUUUAUACGCGCUUCGGGUAGUGUGCUUUUGUGCAAAGUCAGUGAGAGUCAGUGAGUGAAAUGUCUUCCGUUCCGAUGUACUUCCGCGAUUGGUGGGAUGACGAUCUGUUUGAAAAUCCGCGUCGAACGUCUCGAUUGUUUGAUCAACAGUUCGGUACCGGGAUAUUCUCGGAAGAUCUGCAAAAGAUGGCCUCAAGCUUUCAUUCGUCCUGCAAUUUGCGCUCCUCGCGACUCGGAAGCUUUCGCCGCCCCUGGAGCGAGUUCGGGGCGCACAAGUUUAGCAACAGUUUGAUCGGCAACAGUGGCCCCCUUCCCCUCACCGACCGGCUGCAGAUCAAUCUGGACGUGCAACAAUUCACACCGCAUGAGAUCACCGUUAAAACGGUCAACAAUUCGAUCGUGGUGGAGGGCAAGCACGAGGAGAAGCAGGACGAGCAUGGGUUCAUCGCGCGUCACUUUGUUCGCCGCUACGUACUGCCGGACGAUCACGAUCCCAAAGACGUCAUCUCGAGCCUCUCGUCCGACGGUGUGCUGACGAUCGUGGCACCGAAGAAGGUCCCCCAGCCGGCACCGGAAGCCGUGUACGAACGAACCGUCCCGAUACAGCGCAUCGAGGAGCGCACGGUGGAAAGUGUACGGACCACCUCGGAAAGUGUAACCAGCGAGAGUAAUGGCAAAUGAGCGGACAGAUGCAAAUGGAUAAACGGGCCACGGGCUACGAUGAACCAAAGUGAUUAGCGAAGUAUUAUUUGUGGUGGUGAGAGUGCGGUGAGAGUGUUCGUGCAAUUGAGGCGAAAUAAAGUGAAGAAUAUAUUGUUGAGCAUUAUCAAA
Messenger RNA from Anopheles gambiae (African malaria mosquito), 873 nucleotides. Its product is annotated as protein lethal(2)essential for life. Gene Ontology annotation, biological process: response to heat; protein refolding. NCBI's taxonomy places the organism in Eukaryota, Metazoa, Arthropoda, Insecta, Diptera, Culicidae. Gene Ontology annotation, molecular function: protein folding chaperone. The record is from RefSeq and is a predicted model, not a curated record. Bases 103 to 723 code for a protein of 206 amino acids. The transcript is spliced from 3 exons.